UUGAGCAUUUCAUUGCUUUGAUUCGCGGAUAGCACGUGUGUUAGUGGGCUCUCUCUAUCGUCUGGAUAAGUGUGGGGUGCUUCUUCUUUUGAGUCUAAGUGCUAGAUAAUAAAAGAUUAUGGCAGAAGCCAUCCAAAAAAAGUUUCAUACAGAAGUUGAGAAGUUCAAGCAACUACAGAAAGAUUACCAAAAAGCUUUGGCAGCUCGACAAACCCUCGAUGGCCAGAUGAAUGAAAAUGCUUUGGUCAAAGAGGAGAUGUCUCUUCUAGAGGACGGCGCCAAAGUUUACAAGCUGAUCGGCCCGGUACUGGUCAAACAGGACCCGGAGGAAGCCAGCCAAAACGUGGCCAAGCGACUCGACUACAUCAAGGGAGAACUGAAGCGGCACGAUGACCUGCUGAAGGACCUGGAGUCGAAACAGGAGGCCAGUCGGGAGGCGGUGGGGAAGCUUCAGCUCCAGCUGCGGCAGACACAGAGCAAGGGCUAGCCGACGGACGGAGACGCGGUGCGUGUGGUGAGACGGGCGGGCGACCCGAACUCGGGGAGCCGCCCGGCGCGGGAGGGAGGGACACAGACUCGGUGGGCGGAGCUGGGAGCUCGGAAGGUAACUACUAAUCAGAGUUCCCCCCGAUGGUGACACUGUGUUCCGUCGGCUGGUGCGUGUGGUGAUCCGCUGGUGUACUUGGAUUGUGACGUGGACACAGAUGUGGUCAGUGAGGGGUGGGCUUCAUUCUCCGUCUCGCGUGAAUGCCGUGGGAGUGUCUACACUGAUGCCGAUUUGGUUGGUCUCAUGCGUCCCGUAUCGGUGGUGAAAUCCAGUCUCACCUUGGUCACAGUCCCCGGCCCUACACAAUAACUCUGGCAAAUGUGUUCUCAUUGCACAGGAGUUGUUAUUAAAAUAUUGGCUCCUUUUUGCUGCGUUAAGAAUUUGUUACGCUUUUUUGCAUUGAAUUGUCCUGUUAACAUGUUUCUAAUACAAGCAAUGACCAUGCA
Molecule: messenger RNA, 993 nt
Organism: Amphibalanus amphitrite
Lineage: Eukaryota; Metazoa; Arthropoda; Thecostraca; Balanomorpha; Balanidae
Product: prefoldin subunit 6-like
Exons: 5
Coding region: 119-487 (122 amino acids)
Biological process (GO): chaperone-mediated protein complex assembly; protein folding
Cellular component (GO): cytoplasm; prefoldin complex
Molecular function (GO): protein-folding chaperone binding
Source: RefSeq, a predicted model, not a curated record